GUGUGUGGCUGUGUGGGUGCCUCUGUACGUGCCCGUACGGGUGUGAGAUUGCGGGGUGAGAGUUACAACAGCCGUGCCCUGCUGCUGCUGCUGCCUGCAAGGUCCUGCAAGGUCAUGCCCGCCUGCUGCCCGGUCAUGCCUCUCGCGUGCGAAACCGCGGACAGCACGGCCGACAGAGGCCGCAAGGGGCUGGGGGCGGCGGGAAGCCCAGGGAGGCCAUCGGAGGUGGCGCCCGGACAGGCGAGGCCCGGCAGGGAGAGCUGGGGGAGAAAAAUGGAUUUCCUGAUGUCGGGCGUGGCCUACGGCGUGGGCCUGGGUAACGUAUGGCGGUUCCCCUACCUCUGCUACAAGAACGGUGGAGGGGCGUUCCUCGUGCCGUACGGGCUCACGGUGGUGUGCGUGGGCAUCCCCCUCUUCUUCCUCGAGGUGGCGCUGGGGCAGCUCACGCAGCAGGGCACCAUCGGCGUGUGGAAGAUCGUGCCGCUCUUCACCGGCGUCGGUGUGGCGUCGAUGGUGGUCGUCUUCCUCAGCGACCUCUACUACAUCGUGGUCCUGGCCUGGUCCCUCUACUACCUUCUGCACAGCCUGACCACGGCCCAGUUGCCCUGGACCCACUGCCGGGGCUGGUGGGCGACGGCUGCCUGCUCCGAGACGUACGCGCCGUGUCCGUCCAACGCGAGCGGCCUCCUCCGCAACGUCUCGCUGUCCCGAGGCCUGGGCAGCUCGCGUGCGGCCAGCAACGCCAGCGAGGGAGUUUCGGCGUGCCAGGACACGACAUCGCCCGCCGUGGAAUUCUGGGAGCGGAACGUGCUGCGUGUGUCGUCGGGGAUGCACGACCUGGGCUCCGUGAAUUGGGAGAUGCUGCUGUGCCUCUUGGCCGUCUGGCUCCUGGUCUACUUCUCCGUGUGGAAGGGAAUCAAGUUCUCUGGCAAGGUGGUGUACGUGACGGGCACCGUGCCGUACGUGCUGCUGCUGGUGCUGCUCGUGCGAGGAGCCACGCUGCCCGGCGCUCUCGACGGCAUCGUCUACUAUCUCCAACCCGACUGGGACAAACUCGCCACGCCACAGGUGUGGGUGGAGGCGAGCACGCAGGUGUUCUACUGCUACGGCGUGGGCUUCGGAGUUCUGCCCGCGCUGGGCAGCUACAACAAGUUCCACAACAACUGCUACCGGGACAGCAUUAUUCUGACGAUCAUCAACAGCGCCACGAGCCUCUUCUCCGGCUUCGUCGUAUUCUCCUUCCUGGGCUUCAUGGCGCGCGAGCAGGGCGUGGACAUCAGCCAUGUCGCCGAGACUGGCCCCGGGCUGGUGUUUGUGGUUUACCCGCGCGCUAUCUCCCUGCUGCCGGUGCCUGCUCUCUGGGCCGCCCUGCUCUUCAUCAUGCUCCUGCUGCUUGGCGUGGACAGCGAGUUUGCGGGGAUGGAGGGGUUUGUGACGGGGCUCACGGACUUGUUCCCGUCCCAGCUGAGUGGCAAGAGGCGGCGUGAGGCCUUCACGGGUCUCUGCUGCCUCGUCAGCUUCCUCCUCUCCGUCACCAUGGUGACUCAGGGUGGCAUUUAUGUGUUCCAGCUGUUUGACAGCUACGCAGCCAGCGGCAUCUCCAUGCUGUGGCUCAUGGGCUGGGAGUGCAUCGCUGUGGCCUGGGUUUACGGAGUCAAUCGGUUCAUGCAGGACCUGACGGCGAUGCUCGGGUUCCGUCCGCACGCAUGGGUGCGGUGGUGCUGGAGCGUGCUCAGCCCUGCCGUGUGCUUGGUACGCACCACAGCGGCCGCCCUCCACCCUCAAGUGGCCAUGACGGCACCAUGGGGCCGGUACCAGACUAGGGGAUCUUCGUGUUCCACCUGGUGCACUACGAGCGGCUCGUGUACAACGGCCGCUACGAGUACCCCGGCUGGGCCGAGGCUCUGGGCUGGCUGCUCGCGCUCUCCUCCAUGCUGUGCAUCCCGGCCGUGGCGCUCUACAAGCUCGCCGCUGCCAGGGGCAGCCUCGCACAGCGCUGGCGUCACCUGACGUCGCCCGUCUCACUCGAGCUACCGCUUCACUUCCAUCAGCCGCUCCCGUCGGAGCUGCCUCUGCUGCCCGCAGCUAAAUAAAGGCCUGGGCUCCAGGCUUGGCUCGCACUCUGCUUCAGGCUGUCCAUGGUGAGCAGCCACCAGUAUGAGCAAUGUCGCCGACAAGCCACAUCACUGCCUUCACCUGAACCCAUUAUCAUCGCUAUGGUUAUGCUCGUUUACCCAGGAGGGCUCCGCUAAGUUUUCGCAGUAGAUGAUUGCUCUGUGUAUAUUCAGUGGACCAUGAUGCCGGGACACGAUGGUCUACUCUUGCGAAUUACAUCACUGGGCCGUUAACAUCCACUAUCAGUGAAGCAGGUGGCGCGUGGUAGUAUAAUCACAGUUGUUACACUGCAGUACUUACCAGGGCGGCCACUGGAUUUGAACCGCGAACCUCUGUGGCGAGCGGGGGAGCGCACUUCCGCCGGGCCACGUACCGAGCAGCCGCCCCACACGUUUUGGCACCUCUAUUGAUGCCAGCAUCGUGCAUUGGUGCCGUGUCCUUUUCUCUUUUAUCUGCGUCUCUCCACGUCGCUCGGUAUUUUUGCUGCAUUUCCUGUGCCUCUGAUUCCAUACAUGUUUCUCUUCUCCAAAUUGCACAUUAUUGUCGUGGUCGCGAAUUAAACUAUUUUGAUGUUUGUAACAAAAAAAGAGCUCAACUGAUGAUUCACUCUGAAAACACACGAAGCAAUUAUUGCAGCAAAAAAACGACCACAUUGCUGCAAUGUUUCACACUGUUGGUCUUUACUUUGCAAAACUGGUGAAAGUUAGCUUCACGCUUUCUGCAGAAGCGGCACAGUGAGAGCGACAUGGCAGUUAAUGUGGUGCG
Molecule: messenger RNA, 2880 nt
Organism: Lethenteron reissneri (Far Eastern brook lamprey)
Lineage: Eukaryota; Metazoa; Chordata; Hyperoartia; Petromyzontiformes; Petromyzontidae
Product: sodium- and chloride-dependent creatine transporter 1-like
Biological process (GO): nitrogen compound transport; amino acid transport; sodium ion transmembrane transport
Cellular component (GO): plasma membrane
Molecular function (GO): gamma-aminobutyric acid:sodium:chloride symporter activity
Source: RefSeq, a predicted model, not a curated record